AUGGCAACUACACAGCACUAUCUCUGGGCGGGUGGACACUUCUUGCUCCUCCUUUCAGGGUCCCGUUACUUUUUGGCAUGGAUGAUGUUCAAAACCGUCUCGUCUUGGUGGUACAAGGCUAGCUUCCUUGGAGCCCUAAUGUCCUAUUUUAUUACUCCCCAGCCGAACAUGGCGUAUGUUAGACGCGCGCUCGCAGAUGAGAACGUGCAAUACUUUUUGUUGGCUAUCUUCUGGUGGACUUCCAGGCCGGUCACCUGUCCACCUCAACCUCAUCCUCUGGCGAAGAAGCUCCACCUUUGGGUUAAAGCUAACUACGAUACCGCGAUGCGCGUUGUGGCCAUCGCCGAACUCGUCAUCUUCGCGCGUGUUCUGUUCGGUGCACUUUUGUUCCGUAACUCGCUCAUGAUGCCGCUGGUCUACGCUCAAUUCCUCCAUCAGCGCUACUUCCACUCCCAGUUCACUCCUGUGGGUCAGGUAUGGUUGCGCGUGCGGGAGCUGGUUGUCAGGUUCGGAGCUAGCGCUGUCGUCGAGCCUGCUGCUCCGAGGAGGGAUUAA
This is a messenger RNA of Suillus paluster, 555 nucleotides long. RefSeq lists its product as uncharacterized. Gene Ontology annotation, cellular component: membrane; endoplasmic reticulum. The record is from RefSeq and is a predicted model, not a curated record. Lineage: Eukaryota; Fungi; Basidiomycota; Agaricomycetes; Boletales; Suillaceae. The transcript has 8 exons. Gene Ontology annotation, biological process: membrane organization; endoplasmic reticulum tubular network organization. Bases 1 to 555 code for a protein of 184 amino acids.